GAAAAGAGAGAGAGAGAGAGAGAGAGAGAGAAAUAGACAAUUCUUCAAUUUUCAUUCGAACAUUCGAAACGUUUUAAAAGGAAUUGGUGAUCGAUCAAUUCGGUUUACUCUCCGCGAAAGAUGCGAGGCGAACGGUGAGAGACUCUGCUUGGAGACCAGGAAUUAUUAGAAACAGAGAACAAGUUGCGACGCGGUGAAGAAAGGGAUUGACCGUCGAGAGAGAGAGAGAGAUAGAAAGAGAGAAAGAGAGAGGAUAGCAGAGAAACAUGGGGAAGAAGAACAGCAAGUUGAAACAGGAUACCAUCGAUCGACUCACCAGUGACACGUAUUUUACCGAGAAGGAGAUUCGACAAUGGCACAAAGGAUUCCUGAAAGACUGCCCCGACGGGUUGCUGACGGAACAGGGUUUCAUAAAGAUCUACAAGCAGUUCUUUCCCCACGGCGAUCCAUCGAAAUUCGCCUCCCUCGUUUUCAGAGUGUUCGAUGAAAAUAGCGACGGCACGAUAGAAUUCGAAGAGUUCAUAAGGGCGCUCUCGGUGACGUCGCGCGGAAACUUGGACGAGAAACUUCACUGGGCGUUUCGACUCUAUGACGUGGAUAACGAUGGUUUCAUCACAAGGGAGGAAAUGUACAAUAUCGUGGACGCGAUGUACGAGAUGGUGGGUCAACAGCCGCAGGCGGAAGACGAGAACACGCCUCAGAAAAGGGUGGACAAGAUCUUCGAUCAAAUGGACAAGAACCACGACGACAAACUGACCCUGGAGGAGUUUCGGGAGGGUAGCAAGGCCGACCCGAGGAUCGUGCAGGCGCUGUCGCUAGGCGGCGAGUAACGGCAGGCCUCCUCGAGGCCGGACAAAUCGUCGUCGUUCGUUUCAAGCCGAACGAUCGCCCCGUCGCCUCGGUCCGGUCGUCGAAACGGAUAAGAGAGAAAGAGAGAGAAAGAGAAAAAGAAAGAAAGAAAGAAAGAAAGAGAGAUGUUGGGGCGAAAACCCGUUGCACCACAGCCCGGCGUACACGCAUACGUAGGUACAGUUGUUGUGAUUG
Messenger RNA from Apis dorsata (giant honeybee), 1044 nucleotides. Its product is annotated as frequenin-1. The record is from RefSeq and is a predicted model, not a curated record. NCBI's taxonomy places the organism in Eukaryota, Metazoa, Arthropoda, Insecta, Hymenoptera, Apidae. The transcript has 7 exons. Bases 267 to 830 code for a protein of 187 amino acids. Gene Ontology annotation, molecular function: calcium ion binding; calcium sensitive guanylate cyclase activator activity.